CUGACAGCAGCGGGAAACCUCAGUGGAGCUCCACAACCUCGGUCUUGGAUUUCUACAUGUGUGUAAAUCAGAGGAGACGCUUGGGACUACCUGCUUACAUUGAGUCAUUGUCUUUGGAUAUUUCUGCCCCUUAAGACGCAUCCGCACACUUCUGUCUCGUGGUGCGUGUGUGUGUGUGUGUAUGUAUGUGUAUGUGUGUGUGUGUGCUUUUUAUGUGAGCUGCUGGGUAAUAAACUGCACGCCUGAGGCAAGGCUCGACACAAAACUUGAAAGAGGGCUUGACAACUUUGGAGAUACGCUACAUCCAAGGUUGAACAUCGUGGUGAGUUCAUGUGGUUGAUCAUCUGACAGAAGAGGACAGUUUCUCUGGAAAACUUAAGCGGAGGUUCUUUGAAACAUGGUCAGCAAAUGCUCCGUGGUGUUUUUGAGUGUCCUCUUUCUUGUGCGUGCGCUCUCGGCUCACGAGUGCACGCCGUGCAACCUCCGGACUUGUCCCUUCAAAUCCCCGCUUGCUUGCGAAGGUAAUCGGACGCCGGCCAAGGAUCCGUGCGGAUGCUGUGAUCAGUGCACCCGGCUGGAGUGGGAGCCCUGCGGCGGCCAGGACUGGACGCACGGCUACUGCGCCCUGGGACUGACCUGCGCCUCUGUAAACAAAACCGGAGCUGCCACUAUCCCUGAAAUUGGAGUAUGUAAAGUACUCCCUGACUAUCCAGACGCAGGUCUCGAGGAUGAGCGCUGUCCACUGAUGACAGGCUGCGACAAAACAGGAGGUCAGUGUGUGUGUGAUGCCCGUCACUCCUGCUUGGGCUCGUUUACCUACCCAGACCAAGAAACCUGCAUGAAGCCCACUAAGUCAGAUGGUCGGAGGCACGAGCAUCGGGAAAAGCACAGAGAGAAGUAUGUGGGACCAUCCAACCCAGCUUGUAUGUUCUCUGGCUGUAACCUGACCACUGAGGGCUGUGUGUGUGAGUCUCAGAGCUGCCACCACCACUUCGCCUACAUCAACCGCAGCCAGUGCCAGGAAGCUGCAGAGGAGAUGAGGUGUGCUGGGGUGAAAUGCCCCACUCUGCAGGUGCCCUCUUGCCCCGAGGGUUCAGUCCUGACCAAGAGCUACAAGCCUCCUGCUGGAUGCUGCCCCUCCGUACCACCCCAGUGCACUUGCAACUUCCGUGCCUGCCACAAGCCCCAGUGCCCGAGCGGACAGCACCCUGUUUCACUUGGGCAAGCCAGCGGUCAACCAGGAGACUGCUGUGAUGUCUUUGUGUGUCAGAAAGUCUCUCCCAAGUGUGUUCACAAUGGGAAAGAGUACUCUGAGGGAGAAGUGUACCGCAUGGACCCGUGCUGGCUGUGUCAGUGCCGGGGAGGAAUCUCCUUCUGCUCCAAGGCAGAGUGUGCUGAGCUGGACUGUGAAAACUUCUACAUUCCCGAGGGAGAGUGUUGCCCUGUCUGCAUAGAUGUGGAGUUACUGUCAAUGGAUAGUGCUGAGGCCAGCUGCUGGGUGAAUAAUAAGCUGCGAGCCCACGAGGAGCAGUGGAAAGAGGACGACUGCACCUUCUGCCAGUGUGUGGAUGGAGAACCGCACUGCACGGCCAUGGCCUGCAAACAGAGUUGCCAAAACCCCGUGAAGAUCCCCGGAGAAUGCUGUCCCUUCUGUGAAGAGCCUUCCUAUGAAACAGUAAGCCCCUUGCUGUGUCCUCCCCUGGAAAACUGCUCCCUGUCAGUGAAUGACUGCCCCUAUGGCUUCCAACAGGACAAAAAUGGAUGUCUUCUUUGCCAGUGUCUCAACAACGACUCCUGCCCGGACCUGGGAACGUACUGUUCCCUGCAGUGUCCAAGGGGAUAUGAGAGAGAUGAUUUUGGAUGUGAGGUGUGUGAGUGCACUGUCCCUAUUCCAAAGUGCCGACCUCUGACCUGCACUAAGACCUGCCCCUAUGGAUAUGUCAGGAACAAGCAUGGCUGCGAGAUGUGUCGCUGUGUCAAGUGUCCUCCCUUCACCUGCGACAAGCACUGCAUUAAUGGAUAUCAGCAGAACAGGAAGGGCUGCUCCAUCUGCAUGUGUAAAGAAAGCGGCCAUGUCCCAAGCACCACUGCCCCGGCACCGAUGCCCAACUAUUGCCUUACGUCCAAUGGGCAGAAAUACGAGGAAGGUGAGGGCUGGCACGAUGGCUGUCGCGACUGCUAUUGUCACUCCGGACGGGAGAUGUGUGUGCUCAUAUCCUGCCCAGUGCCCAGCUGUCUUCAUCCUGUUGUCAAGCCUAACCAGUGCUGUCCUACCUGUGAGGAUGACUCUGGCAGCGGUCAGCCAGAGGGGAUGGACAUGGUGGUGUGCAGAGCACCUGGGGGAGAGUUUUAUGUGGAGGGGGAAACCUGGAACCUAGACGAAUGCACACGCUGCACCUGCAGGAAGGGACGUGUCCUGUGUGACACCGAAGUGUGUCCCCCAGCUCUUUGUCAAGCACCAAUCAGGAACAAGGACACCUGCUGCCAUGUGUGCCCAGAAGAAACACCUUUGCUGCCAGUGAACAACAGCCAGCAGGAGUACUGCAUAACCAGCGAUGGAGACAUGCUGCUAGCUGGAGACUCCUGGAAAGCCAAUGCCUGCACCAGCUGCACCUGCAACAACGGCACUAUUCAGUGUUUCUCUCAGCGCUGUCCAGCUGCCAACUGCCGGGUGCCUGUUUUACGCAAGGGCCAGUGCUGCCCACACUGUCUCGAAAUGACAACAUCAGUGCCAGUGAUGGUGUCUACAAACGCCGCCAAGACGAGAGUCACCACGACAAUGGAGAGCGCAGAGUGGCUCACCACUGUCACUGUACCGCCUGUCAUUGCUGAUACAGAUGAGCCACAUUUGGGUGAGAAUUACCCCAGCCAAACAGAGAUGGCUCUCAUUUACCAAUCGGCUGCCUGGAUCCUGGCGGGUCUCCUCUUAGCCAUCGUGAUCUUUCUUAUUGUGGCGUUACUCAUCAACAAGAAGAAGAAGUGGGUGCAGAUGUCUUGCUACAGUGCACCAAAGAAGGCAGUGAUCCUGAAGAAGCAUGUCAACAAGAAUUCAGUGGUCUACAUGGAGCCUUCGAAAGAGAACAAAUUUCACAAUGUGAAGAACGACUGCGGCAUCAUUCACUUCUCUCCAGAAAUGAGCUCCCCCUGUACAGAAAAGAUGACCAUCCCCCGGGCUAAGCUGAGCAUGGGCAAUGACUGGACGCCAUGCUAAAAGAAAAACAAACCACCCCUCACACGCUGCAGAUCAGAGCUUUCUGGCACAUCCCACUUUCUUCUUUUGCAUCUAAGCUGGUUACUGUAACAGUACACACACCAUGGGCGCUGCCUUCUUUCCACCUUUCUCCGUGUGACAGUAAACACAAGGACGCUCUUCAAGACUAAGCAAGUUACCACUGCCUCUUAUAUCCUGUGUCCUUGUUCUUCUGUAUUUGAACGCUUGGGUGGAGGGACGUUCUGCAAGGUAGACGGACGGGUUGAAAUGUAAAGGACACAGCCACUCUUGGCUCUGCUUUAAUACAGAGGAGGAGGCAACCAGAGAGACUUCUCUGUCAAAAUGAGACUUUGACUGUGAACACUGUAAUAUAACUGCUUAUUAUUGCCUCCUUUGGAACUGGAACUUUGGGGCAAUAAGAGGAGCAUAAAAAGCUUUAGGACAGGGGUUUAGGCAGUAGAAUAAAAGGGGAAUAGGUGCUGCCCUCUUAAGCAGUGCUUCACAUGGAUGUAAUUACUGUUAUUAGCAGGGAGGCCAAAGGAACUGUUAAUCCAGUUGGAUCAAAUUGGGUUCUGCAGCCAAAUCAAAACAAGUCCGCAGGCUUUAUAUUGACUUCCAGAUCCAAACCCCUGCUUUAGAAUGUGUGGCUUCCAUCUAGUUUUUUGUUUGUAUAUUUCUAAAGUAUUUGUACUAGAUAUAGUGCUGUCCUUGCCCACCUUUUGCUUUUAGUGUGGGUGUCAGAGUGAAGCAUUUUAAAAAUGGAAGGCUAAAUACCACCCCCACCCCCAAUCCAGUACAACAAGGACAUGCAUCCCAAAUAACAGCCAUUAUUCCUGCCUGUAAAUGACAUACGUUAUUCCAGUCAAGAAUCUCUUACAACAAACUGUUUUUAUGCAAAAAUGAAACCCCAGGUUUGUGAAUCCAGCGUCUAGACUUGUCUUGAUUAUAGUAGCCAAUAGUAAUUUUGGCUCUUUCCAGAGGAAUCUGCCAGUCCAGCUUGUUUCAUCUAAAAAAAAAUCUGUGAUCUUCAUCCAGUGAGAAUGUUAUUUUACUCAUAGCAGGUGAGACAAAACGGUGCCAGACGUUGAUCUGGGCCUAUAAGGAAUGUCUUUGAUACCAUGCCUCGCUUCCCAUCUUCAUCCAUGGCUGUGUGUGUGGGUGUGUGUGUGGCUACUGUUCAUACAUGCCAUUGAUUGUUAGUAGUAAUUCUUUUAAAAGCCUUAAUUCUGUAGCCUUAAUUUUCUUCAUUGGUGUCUUGUACUUGGUUAACAACCAUAAGCCCAUAUCAGGGGAUAAAAACUUCACCCAUUAUUAUUAAGAUUAAGAGAUUGUGCUGUGCUGUUCUCAUUAGCUCUUCAAAUAAAAGGAAAUGAUGUGAUUUGUAAGGGUAUAAGGGCAGCUUGCUAGCAUCUGUACACAGUGGUACAUGUUACAACAUUGGAGCGUAUUAGAAACGUAGCACUUUUCUUUGGAGCCAGUGUUUUAGAAAGCCCACUGCAGGAUUCUUGGAGGGAUAAAGGCCCUAAUCAGGGAUUUGAUAGGCAUAUUAAGCACAUGGAGAUGUUAAACCACUCAAGCGAGCAUGCUGUUGCAGCUAGAUUCUCCACAUCAGUACUGGGUAGGACAGAAUCAGAGAAGUGUUAUGAAAUAUGUUGGGGUUUCGAAGCAAAAUGUUUUGGAUCAGAGUCCUCAAUCCAUAGCCAAUAAGUCAAUACAAAGACAAUUUCAAUGCCAAAAUUGGUUAGAGACCAAUUUUUUAUGUGUUUUAGUACCUGAGUAGAUGGUGUAUCCGUUUUAAUCAUGACUCUGUGCUUUAAAAUGAAGAGGUGACUGUAAAAGCUUACGCAAUUCUUUGUUCUUCUAUGUGUAAAAACAUCAAGGUAGUUUAAAAAAAAAAAAGUAGAGAAGAGUACCUUAUUUAUUUUUUCACAUAGCUUUAUUUAUUAAUACUUAACUAUAGUUUGAGAUUUUUUUUUUGAAAAAUGAGUUUUUAGUAGCCAAAGCUGCUGUACAUUGUAGAGCAUUUACCAUUUUUAUCUACCAUAUUCUAUACAACCUUAUUUAUUUUUCUGUGUUGAAAUCCUGUAAAUAUGUUUCUUAGGUGAUGAACUGUAACAUUUACACUUAUUUUGAAAAAUAAAUGUGUGAACCAAAGUGGCCCGCACUGAUGACAAUUAAACUAUGCUGGAGGA
This is a messenger RNA of Archocentrus centrarchus (flier cichlid), 5403 nucleotides long. Its product is annotated as cysteine rich transmembrane BMP regulator 1 (chordin-like). The transcript is spliced from 15 exons. Gene Ontology annotation, molecular function: serine-type endopeptidase inhibitor activity; protein binding. The coding region runs from base 398 to 3211 and encodes 937 amino acids. The record is from RefSeq and is a predicted model, not a curated record. Gene Ontology annotation, cellular component: extracellular region; plasma membrane. Lineage: Eukaryota; Metazoa; Chordata; Actinopteri; Cichliformes; Cichlidae.